Molecule: messenger RNA, 2039 nt
Organism: Cladophialophora immunda
Lineage: Eukaryota; Fungi; Ascomycota; Eurotiomycetes; Chaetothyriales; Herpotrichiellaceae
Product: proline-tRNA ligase
Exons: 1
Coding region: 135-1955 (606 amino acids)
Biological process (GO): prolyl-tRNA aminoacylation
Cellular component (GO): mitochondrion; cytoplasm
Molecular function (GO): proline-tRNA ligase activity; ATP binding
Source: RefSeq, a predicted model, not a curated record
CUCCUUCUGCUCAGAAAACCUUCAUCUGAAGAACUGGAAUCCGACAGAGCGGUAGCUCAUGACAUGUCUGGCUAACAACAGUACAUUCCAAAGAUGCGCCUGAGUGUGUGGGUGGCUUUGGAUAGAAAUCAGAGAUGAAGCUCUCAGCCGCUUCCUGGACACCCAGGAGAGCAGCACCCCGAUCUGCUCAAUGGACCUACUUUGUUGUUCGGCAUAGCCACAUCUCCUCAACGCAACGCAUAUCCGACUUCUGGAUCCCCACAGUCAACGUGCAAAAGCAUGAUGCUGCUCUGGACGCUACCCAUUUGCUCAUCCGAGCUGGUUAUCUGCGCCAGGCCUAUGCCGGCAUAUUCCAGAUGCUGCCGCUGGGGCUACGAGUUCAGGAAAAGCUAGAACGACUCAUCGACAAGCACAUGAGAUCAGUUAGAGCUUCCAAGGUCUCCCUAUCCUCCAUGUCCUCGCAAGCUCUGUGGGAGAGGUCAGGGCGCCUGAAACGCGGAGGCGAAAUGUUUAUGUUCAAGGACCGCAGGGAUACUGAGUGGCUGUUGGCACCAACUCAUGAAGAAGAGAUCACCACUCUGCUCGCUGAUGUCAUUCAGACGAGACAGCAACUCCCUGUCCGACUGUAUCAGAUUGGCCGAAAAUACCGUGAUGAGAAGCGACCUCGUGGCGGGCUGCUUCGGGGCCGUGAAUUUCUCAUGAAAGACCUCUAUACUUUCGACUCCACUCCGGCUCACGCCCACGUAACAUACGACGAAAUACGAGGCGCAUACCGCAACUUCCUCAACGAGCUCAAGAUCAAAUACGUCGAAGCUAGAGCCGUUUCUGGUGAUAUGGGAGGGAACCUCAGCCAUGAGUACCACUUCCCCAACUUCGCCGGAGAAGACCUUGUCAUCACAUGUUCGGAAUGCGAUUAUGCACGCAACGAAGAAUUUGUUUCGCAACAAGUAUAUCAACCAGAACCGCUUCAGGUACCCGAGGUUGGCGCCACGCAUGUCAACCCUAGCCGAAGAUAUCUUGAAGAGCAUUUUCUCAGCACCGACCGUCGAAGUCUUGUACAUGCCAUUGGACCGUUAGCCCCUGACGACAUCCCCCAAGAGAAGCCUUCGGCACGAUCCAUCAAUGCACACGCAGUCAAGGCAGUCCUAAACGGUGUCUUGGACAUUGAUACAGGGCUAGAGCAUCCAAUGGAGAGCUUCAAGGAGUCCUUAGCCAGUAGCACUGCGGAUGCCUCAGGAAAGAGGCCAUCGAUAUACUAUGUCCUGGACUCGCGUGUUCGGCUAGACGAGAUUGGCCAUAUGAUUGCUUCACCUCUUCUCAGCCAAGAUAUAGACGCCUAUGUCAUCGCUGCCCCGAAGCACGACACAAAUGAUGGGAUAAAUUUGCUGAAUCAGGAAUCCGGAGACCCUUGUCCAGAAUGCGGGAGCGGAAAGUUAAGAGUGGACAAAGCAAUCGAGAUCGGCCACACUUUCCAUCUCGGCACCCGAUAUAGUUCAAAGCUCGGUCUCGCUGCGAGGCAGAGUGAUGGGAAAGAAGCGGUGCCGGUGGAAAUGGGUUGUCAUGGCAUCGGCGUGUCUCGGCUGAUUGCAGCUGUCGCAUCGUGUCUUUCCGAUGAAGUUGGUCUCAACUGGCCAAGAGUGAUUGCGCCUUUCGAAGCCGUCAUCGUUGUUCAGCCAUCACACGCCGACAGAUUGCGCGCCGCCGAGCAGCUUUGCGAUCAGUUGUCCUCCUCGAGCCUCGGCAAGGUCGAUGUCGUCCUCGAUGACAGACAAGAGCAAGGAAUGGGCUGGAAGCUAAAGGACGCGGAUGUCAUCGGAUACCCUGUCAUUGUGGUUGUGGGCAAAGGAUUCGACCAGGGAAAGGUAGAGGUGCAGUGUCGAAGGCUGGGGGUCAAGCAGGAAGUCGGUGUCAGCGAUGCCGUCGGGUUCGUGUAUGAUCUGCUGAGGCAGCUUUGAUGUACACUUUAAAAGUUUCUUGUAGCUAUACUGUACUCUAGGAUACCCCACUCGCACAAUGUAAGAGAUCUAUGCAGAACGAAC